Messenger RNA from Ylistrum balloti, 1379 nucleotides. Its product is annotated as growth arrest and DNA damage-inducible protein GADD45 beta-like. NCBI's taxonomy places the organism in Eukaryota, Metazoa, Mollusca, Bivalvia, Pectinida, Pectinidae. Gene Ontology annotation, biological process: regulation of cell cycle. The record is from RefSeq and is a predicted model, not a curated record. The coding region runs from base 83 to 553 and encodes 156 amino acids. The transcript has 5 exons. Gene Ontology annotation, cellular component: cytoplasm; nucleus.
CCCAGAUUUUGCUACACAUUGUGCUUAUUUGGAUUAUUACUGAACAUUUGGAUUUACAAUUUGGAUUUAUUUAAUUGGAAAUAUGACUUUCCCCGAGGAUAUUGAAUCUACUAUGCCGACCUCUGACAGAACCCCACUGAAGGUUGGCGAUGCCAUGCAGACAGUGUUGGCGAGUGCCAUGCUGGAGGGCAGAGUGACUUGCGGCGCAUUUGAAUGCGCACAGCAACUGCAAAAUGACCCUGAUAACGUGGUGAUGUGCGUGCUUCCUGUACACCCAAUACAAGAGGAUGUUACUAUACAGAUCCAACACACUCUCAUACAGGCUUUCUGUUGGGAAAAUGACAUCAAGGUCAUAAAGGUUGAUACCAUGAAAAAAUUGUCAAAAAUUUUGACUACACAGGUUCCCGAGGACAACAACAACGUGACCAACACUUGUUCGAUGGAUACCGAUUUCAGUUGUGUCCUCAUCCGGGCACUUAGUCCAAUAACCGAUUCAGCACUGUUGCAGCUCCUGGAGGCAACUGACCAUCACAUCAUAGAACUUCCUGAAUGAGAGUUGACCUUUGACCCACCUUGGAUCAAAUUCUACAUCCAGGAUUCCAAUUUCCUGGCCGAUCAUGUGAUCCCCAUUGCGCCUCAUAGGGCCCAACAGUCGACAUAGACGACGGACGUCUUCCAGACUACAUGGAGGGUCCAAGAAUUCUAUCGUCCCGACAACCUCGAGAGAGGGGCAACAUUUCAUCACAGCUAUUCCUGGACGGAUAUGGCUAUCUAUGCCUUGCCGCCCACGUGGAUGCUAGAACCGUCACCGUGCCGGUUUAGCCUGGUGUCGUCACCUUAACGACCAGGUGUUAACUCCAGUUUAACACCUUGAAGACAUGGCUGAUGUCAGCGAGACGUCAGUCAACAAGCAAUCACUGCUUCAUGACAAAUUUUGACACCUCGUGUCAAAGUGAGAAAAGAAAAGACGUGGGUUCAGUGUGAUAUCCUGUUCUGUGAACCAACUACACCCAUGUGCUGUGCAGUGCAGAUAGGGACAUUGUCACGUCUAAAACUGACGUAAAGUUCAGGAAUCGGAGACACGUGCAAAUUAAUUAUUCAUGUACAAACUUACGUCAGGUAUUAUUGUAAGGCAAUUCGCGAGAGAGGACCUAACGUUGGAAGUUAAAUCACCAGACAUAACAGUUCAGGUGGGAACUCGCUUACUUGUACAUAAUACAAACUUAACUAAUUUUAUCAUCAGUCGGAGUGAAUCACUAUCUCUGACGACAUUUUAAGUAAAUGUUAAAAACUUAAGACAUUUGUCUUUUUCAGAAAUUAUUGAGAGUUUAUCAGUAUGCGUGUUUGAUUGUCUUAUAUUGAUUAAAAUACACAAAAGA